CAGGGUUUUAAUGUUUAAGUUGUAUUCAAUGUUGCUGUUUGAUCACAUUAGGUGUUUGUUUUGGUGGUCAACAGUAAGGCGUUGGCUUGUUCACUUACUGUAAGCUUUUGGAGUGUCUUCAAAGCUACUUUUGAUUAGCUUUUACUGCGACUUUGUGUUUUUUUUUUUUUCCAUAUCUUUGUUGGUUCAGUAAUUUUAUGACUACGAUCAAGUUUUUUGAAAUGUGUGAUUCCUUGAUUUUGCAGUGAUGUGUCUUGAUCACUCUUUUUGUUUUUGUUUUUUUUGUUUUUAGUUUUUUGGUCUUUAGAAUGUUCCAAAUAGGUUAAAUAUCUUCUUAUGCUUUUAGGUUAGCUUGAACCUAUAUCAGAAUGGAAGAAGAGUCAGAAAUUAAAGAGCAUGGAGAAACUUCUGGUCGGGAACCAGAUAUUGUUAAAGAAGCUGGUACUAUAGAUGAAACAGUAGGGACUUCUCGUUCAGAAACUUUUGAUUAUACUAGUGGUAGUGCAGAUGAUUUAGAAAGUACUGAAGGUUUGCAAGCAUACAAUUCUGCAGUUUCAGUUGCAGAUGAUGAUCUGUUUGAGCCCGUUUCAUUAAAAGACCAAGAUAAAAGUAUGGAAGAUGCAUACCAGUCGCCUAAGUUUGAUAGUGUGAGAAACUCAUCUGGUGGAAGCGAAGACACAUUUGAGUUUGCUUUUGGGAAAGUCACCCCAGGUUUUAGUUCUCCUCCCAAUGCCGACAUACACCAUGGUCACCACUUCUCCAGUCCUGGGCCCGGGAGGGAAUCUGUUGAUGGUGCUCAAAUUUCUCCCACAUCCGCCAGUGUUGAUUCUGCUUUAUAUUCUUAUGGAGAUGGAUCUUUCUCCCCUAUUGACUCACCUGAAAAGCAUAGGUCAAAACAGGUUGUGCCAAAUGUCUCCCCUGAACUCUUGCAUCUUGUGGAUUCUGCUAUUAUGGGAAAGCCUGAGAGCUUGGAUAAGCUGAAGAAUAUUGUCAGUGGGGUUGAGAAUUUUGGAUACGGGGAAGAAGCUGACACUAUAGCUUUUUUGGUUGUUGAUUCACUUCUUGCUACAAUGGGGGGUGUUGAAUCUUUUGAGGAUGAGGAUAACAACCCUCCAAGUGUGAUGCUGAACUCCAGGGCCGCCAUUGUUGCAGGCGAGCUCAUUCCUUGGCUUCCGAGUAUUGGAGAUAUUGCUGGCCUCAUGUCUCCUAGGACUCGAAUGGUUAGAGGUUUGCUGGCUAUUUUGCGUGCCUGCACGAGAAAUAGGGCUAUGUGCUCUAUGGCUGGUCUAUUGGGGGUCCUUUUGCGGUCAGCUGCUAAGAUUUUUCUUCAGGAUCAUGAUUCAAGAGAGCAAUUGAGAUGGGAUGGAACUCCUUUGUGUUAUUGCAUUCAGCACUUAGCUGGGCAUUCUCUUAGUCCCAGCGACUUGCAUAGUUGGUUCCAAGUGAUUACAGAAACCCUUCAUACUAAGUGGGCUGCACGGUUAACACUUUCUUUGGAGAAGGCAAUGGGUGGAAAAGAGUCAAGGGGUCCAGCAUGCACAUUUGAAUUUGAUGGUGAAAGCUCUGGUUUGCUUGGUCCUGGUGACAGUCGUUGGCCAUUCAUAAACGCUGCCGCCGCCGCUAGUGCUUUAGCCGGUGAAGGUACGGCACACAUGCCACGACUCUUCAGCUUUUUGUCUGCUGAUAAUCAGGGGAUGGAAGCGUAUUUUCAUGCCCAGUUUUUGGUAGUUGAAACUGGUAGUGGGAAGGGCAGGAAGGUUUCUUUGCAUUUCACUCAUGCAUUUAAGCCGCAGUGUUGGUACUUUGUUGGACUUGAACAUACAUGCAAGCAGGGACUUCUUGGAAAAGCAGAGAGUGAACUAAGGUUGUACAUUGAUGGAUCAUUGUACGAAAGCCGUCCUUUUGAUUACCCACGGAUUUCCAAGGCUCUAGCAUUUUGCUGUAUUGGAACGAAUCCUCCUCCAACUAUGGCUGGCUUACAACGGCGCCGACGUCAAUGCCCUUUGUUUGCUGAGAUGGGUCCUGUAUAUAUCUUUAAGGAGCCCAUUGGGCCAGAGAGAAUGAUGCGUUUGGCUUCUAGGGGGGGUGAUGCAUUGCCAUGUUUUGGUAUUGGCGCUGGUUUACCUUGGCUAGCUGCAAAUGAGCAUGUGCAAAGGAUUUCAGAAGAAAGUGCUCGUUUGGAUGCUGAAAUUUCUGGAUACCUUCAUCUCCUGUAUCACCCUAGCCUACUGAAUGGCCGUUACUGUCCAGAUGCUUCCCCGUCUGGUGCUGCAGGUUUGUAA
Messenger RNA from Oldenlandia corymbosa var. corymbosa, 2282 nucleotides. The record is from the annotation of a GenBank genome assembly. NCBI's taxonomy places the organism in Eukaryota, Viridiplantae, Streptophyta, Magnoliopsida, Gentianales, Rubiaceae.